This is a messenger RNA of Homarus americanus (American lobster), 2091 nucleotides long. Its product is annotated as mucin-2-like. The record is from RefSeq and is a predicted model, not a curated record. Lineage: Eukaryota; Metazoa; Arthropoda; Malacostraca; Decapoda; Nephropidae. Bases 1 to 2091 code for a protein of 696 amino acids. The transcript has 2 exons.
AUGCACCAACCCGGGACCAACCGCAAUCAGCCGCAAUCACCGGCUGGAGACCUAUCACCACCGGAUUACCACCGGCAGACCAUCACCGGGCAGACCGACACCACGGCAGACCUAACACCACGGCAGACUACACCGCACGACACCACCGGUAAGACGAAACCGCUUUCCAUCACCAACAGACCGACACCAUUGCAGACCAUCAUGGCAGAUCUACACCACGGCAGACCGACACCAUUGCAGACCUCAGACCACAGACGACACCCUGGCAGACCGACACCAUUGGCAGACCGGACACCAUGGCAGACCGACACCAUUGGCAGACCGACACCACAGACGUCCGCUGGCAGACCGACACCAAUGCAGACCGACACCACUGGCAGACCGGACACACAGACCGACACCUGGCUGCAAGACCGACAAUUCUGGCAGACCGACACCAUUGGCAGACCGACACCAUUGGCAGACCAUCUGGCGCAGACCGACACCACUGCAGACCUAUCACCUGCUGGCAGACCCAUCUGGCAGACCGACACCACGGCAGACGACACCAUUGCAGACCGAUCACCCGCUGGCAGACCGACACCACAGACCUACACCCGGGACACCAUUGGCAGAUCCAUCACCAUUGGCAGACCGACACCAUUGCAGACCGACACCACUGCAGACCGACACCAGGCACAUCAAUGGCUGGCAGACCGACACCAUUGGCAGACCGACACUCCACAGACCGACACCAUUGCAGACCGACACCACAGACCGACACCACGGCAGACCGACACCACAAUGGCAGACUGGACACCACAGACCGACACCAGCUGGCAGACCGACACUACGGGCAGACCGACACCACAGACCGACCUCACUGGCAGACCGGACACCACAGCAGACCGACACAUUGGACCGGACACCACUGGCAGACCGACACCACAGACCGACACCACGGCAGACCGACACCACAGUAAGACCGACAACUACUGGCAGACCGACACCACGGGCAGACCUAUCACCGGCAGACCAUAUCAGCCGGGAGAACACCAGGCAGACCAUCACCGCAAGACGCACACCAGCAGACCGACACCGCUGGGAAUCGACACCAUUGGCAGACCGAUACCCAUUGGCAGACCGACACCAAUUGCAGACCGACACCACUGGCAGAACCGACACCACAGACCGACACCAUUGGCAGACCGACACCAAUGGCAGACCGACACCACAGGACCAACACCAUUGCAGACCGACACCGGUUGCAGACCGACACCACAGACCGACAAUUCAGGCAGACCGACACUGGCUGGCAGACCGGACACCACAGACCGACACCAUGGCAGACCGACAAUUGGCUGGCAGACCGACAAUUACUGGCAGACCGACACCAAUGCAGACCGACACCGCCGGGCAUUCCAUCACCACGGCAAGACCGACACCACUGGCAGACCGACACCGCAGACCGAUCACCGCUGGCAGACCGACACCCAAUGGCAGACCGACACCAAUGGCAGACCGACACCAUUGGCAGACCAUCACCCGCUGCAGAUCUAUCACCAUUGGCAGACCGACACCACGGCAGACCGACACUCAUUGCAGACCGACACCAGGCUGCAGACCGACACCAUUGGCAGACCUAUCACCAUUGCAGACCGAAUACCAUUGGCAGACCGACACUCAUUGGCAGACCCGACACCAUGGCAGACCGACAAUUGGCAGACCGACACCACGGAGACCUACCACGGUAGACCGACACCAAUGGCAGACCGACUCAUUGGCAGACCGACACCAUUGGGUAAGACCGAUCACCGCUGGCAGAACCGACACCAACAGACCGACACCAUUGGCAGACCGAUACCGGGCAGACCGACACCUGGCUGCAGAUCAUCACCACUGGCAGACCGGACACUCAUUGCAGACCGACACCACCUCGUGCAGACCGACACCUCUGGCAGACCGACUGGCUGGCAGACCGACACCACGGCAGACCGACACCACAGACCGACACCUGCUGGCAGACCGACACCACGGCAGACCGACCACAGACCGACACACAGACUGGCACACAGACCGACACCAUUGCAGACCGACACCACAGCAGACUGA